UUUGCAUCGGCGCGCCACCCCCGAACACAGGGUCUCCGAUUCCCCGCCCCGGUUUCCCAGCACCGGCGUCGAGGGUACUCGCAUCUUCCAGCGUGCUCGCGUUAGGGGCGUGCCCGCCUAGCGACGCACGCACCCGCUGUUCAAGACGGCGCACGCAUCUAGGUUCGCCCCUCUCGGCGGAGAGGAGGAGAAUCUCGCGAUGGAGGCGCUCAAGAACCUGAUUACCAACGUGCCGGACUGGCUCAAGCGGCUCGACGAACUCAACGGGCAGAUCGAGCAGCGCCAGAUCGAAUUGGCCCGGCUGACCGAGGAGACCAAGGCCAGCUCGCCCGACGGAAGAGGCUCGCCCGGCAGCUGCGCCAGGUCCGUGCGGAACAAGGGAUCGACCGAGUCGCUCAAGCCGCGCGACGAGCCCGAGGCACACCCGCGCGACCCGCAACCAUCGUCUGACACCGACAAUGACGCCGAAAAAGCCGCCGCGGCUGCGGCCGGCGCUGCAGCCGCGAGGGCCAGCGCCGCACAACCGGCAGCGCCGUCCAGCCCAUCCGACGCACAAUCGCCAACUGCCCUGCAGGUGCAGACCGCAGGCCGGGCCCGCGCGCGGGCGACGCUCCGCAAGCGACAACGCACCGACUCGAUCGUCAGCGCCGAGGGCGCGACGCCCAAGUACCGCACGCGCAGCAUGAUCAUCGUCUACUACGAUAGCUACGUACAGGCCUUUUUCGAGGACCUCGUCAAGUUCGUCAGCGCCAGCCGCAACAUGAUGCGCAAGGCCAAGAUGGCGGCCAAGGUUGCGCGGAUCAAGCGGCUGGCCGAGCUGGAGAUGCCGGAUGAGGAGGAGGAAGAGAAAGACAAGAAGCCCACACCACCACCACCACCAACAACAACAACAACAACAACACCAGCAUUAGCAGUCGACGACGCGCCGAUCGCAGCCGCCGGCCCCAAGGAUACUACAGCCCAGGAAGAGGAGCCGCUCGCGCUGCCCUUCGUAAGCACACGACGCAUGGGCCCCGGCCGUGCCGGGAUGUAUACGCGCGCCGGCUCCCGCCGGAAUCCCGCCUCCGCCGGCAUGGUCGGCCCAGACGGCAAGCCGGUCCCGGGGGACGUCUACGACGAGCUGGACAAGGGCUUGGACUACGUGCAGAGCAUGUGCGAGCACGCGGCGCACCAGUUCCUGCGCGACGGCGACUGCGGCGAGGAGGUGGCCAACAUCAAGCGCCGCCUGGGCGAAGUCAACGAGCUUGCCGACAAGGAGAUGGAGCGGGUCCGCCGGGAGGAGCCCGAGACGCUGCUCAAGAUGGCCGAGGAGGAGAAUGGCGCGGGGCUGCGCGGGCGGAGCUACCGGCCGCAGAGCAUGCGGCGCGACGUGACCAAGCCUGCUUCUCCUGCUUCUCCUGCUGCUGCUGCUGCUGCUGCUGCGAUGGCAGGUGCGGCGCCGCUGGAGGUGGACGAGGGCGUGCAGGAUGUGGACGGCCAGGAGGCGGCGCCUCAGCUGAUGUACAAGAGCGCGCGGAUGAUGGCGUAGGGUUGGUUGGUGUGGCGGUUGCACCGCGCGAGGCGGGAGUCGGAGAGUUUUCACGGGAGAUAUUAUGCGCGCAGCCGGAUACGGGGUACCGUGGAUAUCUUCCGAAGCGGUUGUGCUGCGUUGCACGAUGUGGCUAUCCUUGUGGGGGGGAGGAGAGCCCUGCGCCAGAGUGUGUUUACGCGGGAGCAAGGUCCCUGGGGGAAAGAAAAGGGCGAGAUACCUCCGCAUCGCCUAUCAUAGUGACAAGAUGGGUCUGCCGCUACGGA
Molecule: messenger RNA, 1794 nt
Organism: Chaetomium strumarium
Lineage: Eukaryota; Fungi; Ascomycota; Sordariomycetes; Sordariales; Chaetomiaceae
Exons: 1
Coding region: 200-1528 (442 amino acids)
Source: RefSeq, a predicted model, not a curated record